AUGAUAUCAUGUGAAUCAUCAUUUCAAAUAUUUCGAGGAAAAUUUCAAAUCCAUUUACCGGGAGUAGAAAAUUAUGGUUUUGAAGGUGAAUCAUCAUUUAUGAGAUGUAAAUUUGGAGCUGUUGCAUCAGAUUCCGAAGAAGCAUCUAAAGUUGGAAGACGUAUUUUAAAUUUGGGUGGUUCUGCAGUUGAUGCAGCUAUAGCUGUACUUCUUUGUGUUGGUGUACAUAAUUGUCAUUCAACUGGUAUUGGUGGUGGAUUUCUUAUGAAUAUUUAUGAUGUUUCAAAAAAAGAAUGUGUAGCUAUUGAUGCACGUGAAGCAGCACCAUCGAAUACUCAUCCAAGAAUGUUUGUUGAUGGAAAUCCACGACCAUCAUCAGUAUCAGGUGGUUUAUCAAUUGGUAUUCCAGGUGAAAUAGCUGGCUUUUGGAAAGCUCAUAAAAUUUAUGGCAAAUUACCAUGGUCAGCUUUGUUUAAACCAGCUAUUGAUAUGUGUAAUGAAGGUUUUAUGAUACAAAAAGCUCUUGCUUUUAGUAUUCUAAAAAAUAAAGAUAAAUUAUGGGCAGAUAAAUCUAUGAGACGAGUAUUUUUUAAAGGUGAUUCAAAUCUUGUCUAUGGAUUAGGUGAUACAAUAUAUCGACCACGUCUUGGUCAAACACUUUCAAUAAUUGCUGAAAAAGGACCAAGUGCAUUUUAUGAAGGUGAAUUAUCCGAUGGUAUAUGUGAAGAAAUUCAAGCAAAUAAUGGAAUUAUUAAUCGAAAAGAUUUAGAAAUUUAUCAUGCUCGUGUUAAACCAGCUAUAAGUAUUACAUUAGAAAAUAAUUAUAAAGUUUUUGGUGUACCACCACCAGCUAGUUCUGCAAUAACUUUACUUAUUCUUAAAGUAAUGGAUGGUUAUGGUUUAACUCCACAAUCAUUAGAUACUGAUGAAAAACAAGUACGAUUUUAUCAUAUUCUUAAUGAAGUAUUUAAAUUUGCUUAUGGUAAACGAUCAGCAUUAGGUGAUGAAUAUGAUUCACAAACAGAUAAAAAUCAAGAAAUUGAAAAAUUACUUCAUUUAAUACUAUCUCCUGAAUAUGCCGAAGAAAUUCGUAGAUUAAUUAAUGAAAAUAAAGCUCAAUCACUUGAUUAUUAUGAACCAAUGUUUGAACCUCAAACAGAUCAUGGAACUAGUCAUUGUUCAGUUAUUGAUGCUGAUGGUAAUGCUGUAGCAGCUACAAGUACAAUAAAUACAGAUUUCGGUGCUGUUGUUUAUGGACGUAAUACCGGUAUUAUUUAUAAUAAUCAAAUGGAUGAUUUUUCUCAACCAGGUUUAGCGAAUUAUUAUGGUUAUGCACCAAGUCCAGCUAAUUUUAUAAAACCUUUUAAACGUCCAAUGUCAUCUAUGAGUCCAAUACUUGUAACUGAUUCAAGUGGUGAUGUUAUUUUUACAGCUGGUGGUUCUGGUGGUAGUCGAAUUAUUUCUUCUGUUUCUCAAGUAGCUAUUUAUAAUCUAUGGCUUGGUAAAAGUAUUCGUGAUGCUGUUGAUAUGCCUCGAAUACAUCAACAACUUAUACCAAUGGAACUUGAAUUAGAAAAACGUUUUCCUGUUAAUGUUGUUCAUGGUCUUCUAGCAAAAGGUCAUACAAUAUCAGGUUUUCGUGGUGGAUGUGUUGUUCAAGCAAUUGAACGUCGUCAUUCGAAUGAAUUAUGGGCUGUAUGUGAUGCUCGAAAAGGUGGUGUACCUGAUGGUCUUGGUUAUACGAAUAUAACAAAAAGUUUUCAAAAUUGGUUUCGUCGAACAUUUAAACGAAGUAAAAAACAAAAAUUACUCGAACAAGCAAUUCAAAAAGGACGAUUAUUAACACCAAAAUAA
Molecule: messenger RNA, 1854 nt
Organism: Rotaria sp. Silwood1
Lineage: Eukaryota; Metazoa; Rotifera; Eurotatoria; Philodinida; Philodinidae
Source: the annotation of a GenBank genome assembly